AUGCUGCUUCAUCUAGGCUACUGUCUGCUUCUUAUAGCAUUUCUGGUUCCUUAUGUUCAGUUUUUAAAACCCAAGUUCAUACUGUCUGAUUGCACUAUACUCGUACUAAUUGAAGCUGCACUUUUCCAAACUUAUCUUGCUGUUGUUUGGAACUUAGCACUCAUUGUUCUGAAAAUCGAGGAAAAAUGGGACAUGGAGGAGCUAGGGAAAGCCGAACAGCUAAUCAAAAGAUCUAAGCUACGUGUGUUUUUCCUGAAUAUUCUUUUCAGAGCGUUCUCUGUUGCUGUGGUCUAUGAUUUGAACAAGAUUGGCCUUAAAGCAUUUUCAGGAAGUGAAAUAAUAAUGCCAUUGCUUGCUUUAAACUCCAUGUCCUUGAUGAGGAUGUUGUCGCUAAUGGUGUAUUCAAAUCAAUACUAUGAGUGCAAGGAGACUCAUGGAGAAGAGCUUGAACUGCAAGGAAGUAUGCAUUGA
Molecule: messenger RNA, 471 nt
Organism: Rosa chinensis
Lineage: Eukaryota; Viridiplantae; Streptophyta; Magnoliopsida; Rosales; Rosaceae
Exons: 1
Coding region: 1-471 (156 amino acids)
Source: RefSeq, a predicted model, not a curated record